This is a messenger RNA of Varanus komodoensis (Komodo dragon), 8712 nucleotides long. RefSeq names its product BICD cargo adaptor 1 (gene BICD1). Gene Ontology annotation, cellular component: cytosol; Golgi apparatus. Bases 292 to 3243 code for a protein of 983 amino acids. Gene Ontology annotation, biological process: positive regulation of receptor-mediated endocytosis; protein localization to organelle; regulation of microtubule cytoskeleton organization. The record is from RefSeq and is a predicted model, not a curated record. NCBI's taxonomy places the organism in Eukaryota, Metazoa, Chordata, Lepidosauria, Squamata, Varanidae. Gene Ontology annotation, molecular function: dynein intermediate chain binding; dynactin binding; dynein complex binding. The transcript has 13 exons.
GACAGGCGCGGCGGCCUGAGGAGGUGCCUGCGCGCUCGCCGCUCUGGCUGCCCUGCUAUGGUAAGGCUGCAGCAGCGGCGGCCGAGAGAGGGGGAGCAGGUGGAGAGUUGAGAGACUGCAGUGAAGCUGCCCUGGAGACAUGGCGGACCAGUGCCUCUGAAUAAGCAAAAAACGAAGAAAAAAGGUGGGGGAGAGACGAAAAAGAGGGACGUCCCCCCUUCUUCCUCCUCCUGCUCCAGCGCCAGCGAUGCCGGGUUGAGCUCCCAGGGAGCAAAGCCAGCCGAAGGACAAAUGCCCAAAGCUAUGGCUGCAGAAGAGGUCUUGGAGACGGUGGAUCACUACAAGUCCGAGAUUGAGAGACUGACCAAAGAGCUCACAGAAACAACCCAUGAAAAAAUCCAGGCUGCUGAAUAUGGGCUAGUGGUCUUGGAAGAAAAACUCACCCUCAAGCAGCAGUAUGAUGAGCUGGAAGCGGAAUAUGAUGCCCUUAAGCAGGAGCUGGAACAAAUGAGAGAGGCAUUUGGACAAUCUUUCUCAGUCCACCGUAAAGUAGCUGAAGAUGGUGAGACUCGUGAAGAGACACUCCUUCAGGAAUCGGCAUCAAAGGAAGCCUAUUACCUAGGGAAGAUCUUGGAAAUGCAGAACGAACUGAAGCAAAGCAGGGCUGUUGUUACCAACAUUCAGGCGGAGAAUGAACGACUAACAGCGAUUGUGCAGGACUUGAAAGAGAGCAAUGAAAUGGCAGAACUGCAAAAAAUUCGGAUGAAAGAUGAAAUAAAGGAAUACAAAUUUAGAGAGGCAAGACUACUUCAGGACUAUACAGAACUUGAAGAAGAAAACAUUACUUUGCAAAAAUUGGUUUCCACACUAAAACAGAACCAGGUUGAAUAUGAAGGUCUGAAGCAUGAAAUAAAACGAUUUGAGGAAGAAACUGUAUUGCUUAAUAGCCAACUAGAAGAUGCCAUCCGGUUAAAGGAGAUUGCUGAACAUCAGCUAGAGGAAGCCUUGGAGACAUUAAAAAAUGAGAGGGAGCAAAAGAACUGCCUGAGGAAGGAACUUGCCCAAUAUAUCAAUCUAAAUGAUAGUAUGUAUAAUAACCAUAUUAAUAUCUCAGUAGAUGGAUUAAAGUUUGGUGAAGAUGGGAAUGAACCUAAUAAUGAUGAAAAAAUGAAUGGACACAUUCAUGGACCUCACAUGAAAAUGAAUGGUGACUUUCGGACUCCCACGGUUAGGAAAGGUGAUUCUUUAAAUCCAGUCUCUGAUCUCUUCAGUGAGCUCAACAUCUCAGAAAUGCAAAAACUGAAGCAGCAACUGAUGCAGGUAGAGCGUGAGAAAGCCAUUCUCCUGGCUAAUCUUCAGGAAUCACAAACACAGCUGGAGCACACCAAGGGGGCUCUCACUGAACAACACGAACGGGUCCACAGGCUCACAGAGCAUGUCAAUGCUAUGAGGGGUCUGCAAAGCAACAAAGAGCUUAAAGAAGUAGAAUUUGAGAAAGGCCGAGAUUCUGGGGAAGAAACCCAUGACUACGAAGUGGACAUCAAUGGCUUAGAGAUUCUAGAGUGCAAAUACAAAGUAGCUGUUACAGAGGUGAUUGAUCUUAAGGCUGAAAUAAAGGCCUUAAAAGAAAAAUACAAUAAAUAUGUUGAAAACUACACGGAAGAAAAGGCAAAGUAUGAAAGCAGGAUUCAGAUAUAUGAUGAACAGGUGACAAACCUGGAAAAGUCGACUAAGGAAAGCCAUGAAAAAAUGGUGCAGAUGGAAAAGGAGUUGCAAAGAAUUACAAGUGUUGCAAAUGAGAACCACAAUACUCUCAACACAGCGCAGGAUGAGCUAGUGACUUUCAGUGAGGAGCUUGCUCAGCUCUAUCACCAUGUGUGUCUGUGUAACAAUGAAACUCCUAACAGGGUUAUGCUAGAUUAUUACAGGCAAAGUAGAGUUACUAGAAGUGGGAGCCUAAAGGGACCUGACGAUCCAAGAGGGCUUCUGUCUCCACGGGUGACCAGGAGAGGAAUGGCAUCUCCAAUGGAAGCCAGGACACCAACUGAACAGAUUUCGAAAGAGAGCACAGAAGUCCACAAGGAGCAAAGUCCAACAAAGACACCCACCAUUUCUCCCGUCAUCACAGCUCCUCCUUCUUCCCCAGUUUCUGACACCAGUGACAUUCGCAAAGAGCCAAUGAAUAUUUACAACCUGAAUGCCAUAAUACGGGACCAAAUCAAGCACUUGCAGAAGGCUGUGGAUCGGUCACUGCAGCUGUCCCGGCAGCGUGCAGCAGCCCGCGAACUAGUACCCAUGCUCGAUAAGGAUAAGGAGGCCUUAAUGGAAGAAAUACUGAAACUGAAGUCCCUGCUGAGUACAAAACGAGAGCAGAUAGCAACCCUCCGAGCAGUGCUGAAAGCUAACAAACAGACAGCAGAAGUGGCCCUGGCUAAUCUGAAGAAUAAGUAUGAGAAUGAGAAGUCCAUGGUGACAGAAACCAUGACUAAACUGCGCAAUGAGUUAAAAGCUUUGAAAGAAGAUGCAGCAACCUUCUCAUCCUUGAGAGCCAUGUUUGCAACCAGGUGUGAUGAAUACGUCACACAGUUGGAUGAGAUGCAGAGGCAAUUGGCAGCUGCAGAGGAUGAGAAGAAGACACUAAAUUCUUUGCUGCGGAUGGCUAUCCAGCAAAAACUCGCCCUCACCCAACGCCUGGAAGACUUAGAGUUUGAUCACGAGCAGUCCCGGCGGAGCAAAGGCAAACUUGGAAAGAGCAAGAUCGGCAGCCCUAAAGUAAGUGAGGAGGCAUCAGCCACCGUGCCAACCAUAGACACUUUCCUCCUGCAUAGUCAGGGUCCACAGCAACCAAACACACUGGUCAGCAGUGGCACUCAGAGGAAAAGACUAUUCUCACCUUCCCCUUGUGAUCAGAGCCAUCCCAGGACUUCAGGGACCUACCUACUGCCUUUAUUAAGAACCCCCCCUGAUCACCCAUCCACAGAAUCAGUUCUUCUGAGGGGCCCCCCCUCCAUGAAUGAAUUCUUCCAUGGGCACCGUCUCAGCAAGGAAAAAAGGUUAACCGUGGCCAUCCCAGCAAAAAAAAAUUGUCAGCAGCCUGCUGCCUCCAUACCGCCACACGGCUCACAACUAGCCAGGAGGCGAGACUGCCAGACUGUCAGUCCUGAUGUAGCUCUUCCAGAAGAACAGCCACAUUCCAGCUCUCAGUGUGCCCCCCUCAGCUGUCUACCUAAGCCUCCUCCUUAAUCUUAAUUCAUAUGCAACCUAAGAGUUGGGGGAACCCCCAUAACACAAACUGAGUCAGAGUUCUCAUAGCAGAAGUACCGUUUACGCUGAAGGAACCAGUAGGCAUUUCUGCCUUGUUGCUGCAUCGAUGAGUCGGGUCGUCUGUCUGCAGUCUUAACAACUGAGGAUGUAUGGAAAAGCAUAAAGCACAGUGCCCAAACUGUUCAAAGAAGAUCUUUAAGGUUCCUCUGGUUAUAUCCAGAUAUUCACGGCUGCAGUUUGGAAGUCAAAACAUGUUCCUCCCAACCAUUUGGCAUAUACUGCUGAUAUGCUGAGAACCUAAACCACUACUGAAGUAUGUUAUAAAGCUUAAUUUUGACAGUUCUACAACCACCAACUCCAGUUUUCCUUUUACAGUUUUAAAGGAUGUUCUGUAACUUUAUUUUCACCAUAUUUACACCAUGAGUUUAUGUUUAUUAGAAUGCAGUCCAUGUUGUGUGAGUGGUUUUUUCCCCAUUUUUAAAGCAAUGCAAAUAUUGUUUAUGUGGGACUUAAUAUUUUUUUAAUUAAGGUUUUAUUUUGUAAUUGAAAACUGUUCACUUGGCCAAAGAGUUUGGUCUGGUGUUUUAUUUUUCCUUAAUUGCACAAAAAAAUGUUGAAAGUGAGUUGAAUUGGAAUGUGAACUUUGGGAGCAUUCCGGAGAAAUAGAUGUGCCUACGUUCCAUUGAAGCAAACAGGUACACAAUAAAACACUUAAAUCCCAUCGAUUUCAAUGGAAUCCUGGCAUACCUAACUUUCUCUGCAUUGUGCCCAUUGACUUGUACCUUUCUGCUGCACUGGUAUUGUUUAUGCACUUGUUUUAUAACUAAUAUGAUGUUAGCUGCUGGUUGUUGUUUUACUACUUUGCUGGAAUAUGAUUAAGCCUAUGAUGGAGUUCAUUGAACAAUGCAUUGAUAUUUGUUUCCUUGAGGUUAACUUUUGUUUUUUGGGGUGGGGUUUUGUUCUGUUUUGGUGACUUCUCCUCACUUUUUUUCACAUUUCAGACAAGAUGAUGACUUGGUGCUGUUCCUUUUUUCUGUUUGGUAUCCUUACAAAACAAAUGCAAAUGAACUUGAAGUAUACAUGCUGUUUUAUUAUAAUAGAAUUGUUCAAAAUGUUCCUCACUUGCUGCUCCCAAAUUCAGUGUUACCAGGUUAAGGCCUUACCUUGGCAAAAGAAUGGGGAAAAUAAGAGUUAAAGUAUGACAAGGAUAGUACAUUUCCAGCUGCAUUCAGUGGUGAAACUUAGCUGUGCAGAUGGGGUUGAAGUCUUGGACUGAAGAUAAUAGUUUCUGCUCUAGUGCAUCCUUUUCUUGCCAAAACUCUUAACAACUAUAGAGAUCUAGCUCAUUGUCAGUUUUACGACAAAUACUCAGGUGACACACAGUACACAGAUUCUGUUUUCACCACAUAUGGUGUUCCUGCUGUAAGAUCCUCUCCUGUAACAGCUGUUCUGAAGAGUGAUGGGUGUAGAGGAAAAUGAGGGAUCAUCAAAUUUAUUUUGUACAAUGCCCAGAAGGAAGUCAGAUUGCUGACUAGUCUUCAAGUCAUCACUUGCAGCCUUCUGCUGGGUUCCCAAGGAGUCCCAUCACAGCUAAUUAGCGGCAUUUUUGCUUUCAAUCAGAUAGCUUUAAUAAUACAUUUUAAAUUAGGAAGAACUGGGCAGAUUAAGGUAUCUUUUUCUGUUUCACUCAAGUAAUGUAGAUGAGAACCAUGGGACAGAAAUAGUAAAAUGGCUUGAGCCAUGCAGCCACUUUCAAAGAAAUCAAAAGUAUCUGGAAUGAUUUGCUGUAAGCCAUCUAAAUUAGGAAGAAACUGAUACAUUUUUACCAAAAUGGGAGGGAGGCAGAGUGGAACUUUAGCCAAGGACACUGGAAAUUCAAGGUGGCCAAUCCUUGUGCCUAAUUAUCAUUAUCAUAAAACCAGUAACCAAGGUGCUAAACACAGGAUCAUCCUAAUCAGCAAUUCAUGUAAUAUAAUCACAACAGAGCAGUUAAGCUUUUCUAAGAGUUAGAGGUGAAAUGUAAUUUACCAGUGGAAUCCUCACACCACUUGAAAGUGACCUCUUUUUCCUCCAUAAAGGUAAAUAAGUGGUACUACAAGAACAUAAUUAAAUGGAAACAUUGACUUUAAAUGGCUUGUGUGUGAUGGUCAAACUCAUCUAUGGUUCUGCUGUUAGAAAACUAACAGCUCUUUGAACUCAUUCACGUAUUUCCAUGUGGUUUAUCUUGUGCUACUUUAAACAUUUUAAUGCUCUACCUUAUGCUUGUAUUCUUAUGAAACAAGGGAAUGUCUACAGUUAUUUUGUUUUAGCAGCAGCUAGGGCUGCUACCUCCAGCUUCAUACAGAGCUCUGCCUUACAAACACAAACUACUAUAAAGGAGCAUGUUGUUGACCUAGCAGCCCUUCCUAGUCUACCGAGGACUUCUGAUACAAAUAUUUUGUCUUCACCUUACCUCUGGUUUGUCGUCCUAGGUUUUAAAGUGACAGGAACCGUACAGCAGAGGUGGCAAUCUUGCCAGUAUGAUAUUGACGAACAAUGAAACGAGCCCUUUGCAGUGUUUUUUUUUAAAUUGGUGCGGUCCAGCUCUAGUUAUGCAUGUUAAUUUCACAUAGAGGCAUGCUAAGCAUAUGCUUAAAGCUCAGCCACUGAAACAAUAGGCCUUAAAAAUGCCUAGCUUUGGCUGGACCAUGCUCUUUAUUUUUAGUUAUUUUUUUUAUUUAUAUUCUGUCAAAGAACUAUGUCAACAGGGCCAAGAGGGCCUCAGAUUACUUGGCCUUCCGAGGCUAAAAUAUCCCAGAUAUAAAGACAUGAGUGCUGCUGCAGAAGCUGUACUACAGCUGGUGACAGUUAUUCUUACCAAACAUCUUUCAGAAUAAUAAAAGCAUCUCAUCGAAAUAAUUCCAGUGAAAUACAUUUAAGGCUGUAGUCCUAUGGACAUUUACACAGGAAUAAGCCCCGAUGAACACGGCAAGACCCGACUUUCAAAUAAAAAUCAUAGGACCACAUUGUUAAGCUUCAGUCUUGAGCACCGCUGCUCAGAGGUACGUUCCACCAAAUGCCAGCAGGCUUACCUCCAAGCAAAUGUGUGGAGACCAUCGGUUUCUUUUUCCGAUAGAUUGUAAUUGUAAUGUGAGGCAGGGAGAUUAUUAUUUUGAAAGGUCUAUUUUGGGAGCAUUCAACAUACUGCCAAUUAGUUAGGCCAUAUCUUUUGAACUUUUAUUUUGUGUGGUUUAAGGAAUAAUUCAGAAUUUGAAUGUCGAAAGUAAUAUGGCUGCAAUCCAGAGAUAGUCAAUUGUACCAUGCAAAAUGGUGAGGUUACUGCGUUCCCAUCAUUAGGACUGAGAUAAUAUAUACCUGUUCAUCCACAUUGUGCAAAGCCAGUGUGGGGAAUCUGUUUUGGGUUUCCACUGUGCAGUAGUGGAAUCCAGUGCAUGGUAUAUGUACAAAACAUGCUUCGGGAUGUGAGAGGUUCCUACUGUAUGCCUAAAGCAAUGGCAAGGUCAUAAUAAUUGUUAAGCAGUGAAUUGCCUGGAAUGCACGAUCAAGAACCCAAAGUAACUGUGAACAUUAUUAGAUAUAACAAAGUAAGUAAUGGUGCUCAGAAGACCUCCACUGCAGUCUUCAGCUAUUUAUAGGCAAAGGGCACUUUCUAGCCAUGAAAAACAUCAAGCUUUUUUAUUGGAGUAUUUAAAACUUAGCUGAUACUUUGCCAACAAAAUUGGUUUGUGUUGGUGCAAUCUACACUGGACUUAAACCUAAUUGCAAAAGAGGAGUGAGUCAACAUUUGAUUAAUAGGCAAUCCUCGAUUACUGAAUCCGGUAAAGCUCAACCUAUUAUCUAAUUCUUAUUAAGGCUACAUAUGAUCCCUUACUUAUUCUCCUGAUCUGGUGACUGUUGUGCAGCUGUUUCAUUUUAAAUUAUUUUGUUUUCUUGAGUUUUAAAUGUAUAGUUAUUCCAGAAUUCCAGGCACCGAGGUCCUAUAUAAGAAGCACAGCCACUUCCUUACAUCUUAUGUUAAAUUUGGAUUUUUUUUCUUCAGAAUUGCUUGCAAUUAUAGAUUUAGUAUACCAGAAAGGGUAUAUAUUCAGAAUUUUUCCUCCAUUUAUUAAAAAGUUUGGGUUGCUAUUCUACAUAAAAUAAAGAAAAGCAAUGAAUUGCAUUUAGCCUUAAGGCAGAAUGCAUCUAAAUAUGCAAUAUAAAAAGCUUGCAUGAUAUAAUUUAAUGAGCCCUUUUCCAUAACCCUGAUAAUGAAGCUAGAUAAUUUUUAUUUCAUGAGAUUAUUCUUUACCCGCUCCAUAUUGGAAAUGCACGUCUGAUAUAACUUUCAUCAAGAGAUGCACGGCUUAAAUCCUCAUUACAUUUUAAUCUCUCUCCUGCAGAGCUCUUGAAAACCCCCUCUAUUAAAUCAGAAGGCAUCAGAGUGAUAAAUUGACAAGACAAGGAGAAAAAAAUAAUAUGUAGCUGUGAUUGGAGUUAAUUUGCUUGUCAGACUCUGGAGGGAUGAGGGCCUUGUGUUUCAUUUAGAGCCUUGAUAUGAAGGUACAUGUGCUGCUCGUUGUUUUUAUGCACUAAUAAAAAUCACAGUGAUUGUUUUGAUAUUUUGCAGCAUAAACAGAUUUUGUUUUCCUUGAAAAGUUGAUUUUAUUAUUAAAUCUGUAUUGGGAAUUUAUUAAAAUAGUUUAGUACAAAUGUUAGGGGGGAAAUCUUGCCAACGAGCUGUGAGAGAAAGAAGGAAGUAAGAAUAAUCUAGCUUUUAAAAAUUACUUAUUCAUGGGUAUGGCUUUGUGCACCAUAUCUCUGAAUAAACUACACCUCACUAGUUAUAGACCUUCAAACCCUGUGGUUUGACUGUUAAAGGGUUGAUUAAAUUGAUCCUUUGUAAAAAAAGAAAAGAAAAAAAACUUAAAAUCCUGAUGUUUUGUGACUUUUGUAAUCUAUGAAUGUUCCCCUUUGCAUGAAUAUCCUAAUCUAAUCAACCACAGAAAAGGAUGUAUUGUGUUAUAUUCCAGAUGGUUUAAAUACUGGUGCAGUUUGAGUUAAAACCUGAUUUGUAUGCAGUAUAUUAGCCUGCUGUAAAAGUUGGCCACUCCUAAACUGAAUUGAAGUUCUGUAGUAAUGCCUUUUUGAGGUUGAAUGGAGUAUUUCUAGAUCAUGGAGAAUACAGAUAGAUGUGCUCAUUGACUUAAGGAUUGAAUGUUUGAAACUUUUCUUGUGUUACAACUCUGAUUUACUAGAAUAUCAGAAUAUUUACUAAUUCUGGAUUCUAAAACCAUUUGUUCUGAAAACUCUGAAAUAAUUGCCAUGUCAAAUUCUCUUCUCUCCUGGUCUAUCUGUAGACAAUUCUAGAUGAAUUGAUUUGUGAGGGACUCAUGUGCUUGUACAUGUAUUGUAUGAUUAUACAGGUUGAAUGGUUCAAAAACUAAGACACUCCAGAAUGGAAGAAACUAA